AUGAAACGAUACUCUAUAGCUCCUUCAACUCAUAGAAGGAAAACCACUAUAGAUCCAGAUUACAACCAUGCCAUAGAAAGAGCCAAAGAAGAACUAGAACGAUUGGAUCAAGAAAAGACUUUGGUUCUACAAGAAAUCGACAGAUCUCUAAGCCAAGCCAAUAACGUCAUAAACCAUAAGAUCUUUCCCGUAUUGAAGAAGUACUCUCAAACCUGUGAUGAGAUCAAGAACAACUCUUCAUUUUGGAAGUACUUUUUUGAGCAAUCUGCUCUGAUCAAAAUAGAGAGUUACGAAUCCCAAAUAGACGAUAAAGCUGGCGUUGGGAAAUCUGAGAGUGUUGAUGGUGCUGGUGCAACUUAUAAUACACCAAUUGGUGAUGUAGAAGCUGAUAAAUUACAUAGGAAAAGACCAAGACAAAUACAGAGACCAAUUGUUGCUGAAGAUGAUUCAAUUGCAACUUUUGAAAGUACAACGACAAAUUUAAAAAGACCCAAUAACAAUCGUGGUGCCAUAGACCAGUCAACUCCUCAAUGGGGUGGAGAAAAGCUUAAUAAUAAUGUUAACAACAACAAUAUCAACGAUAAUAGCAGUUUACUGUUGGAACCACCUCAUCUUCAAUCUACACAUCAGGUAAGAAAGACUCAUCCUCCAGUGAAGACUCAGACAAUACGAAGAUCACUUGACAGCUAUCAUAAAGUAUCGAUAUCUCCUCAGAAACAGACUACAACCACUCCUAAAUCGAGCCAUAGGUUUUCUACCAAACUCGAAGCUUGGAGAAAUUCUUCUCCUACAAUGCCAGAACCUCCUGUUCUAGAGUCAGGCAUUACUCCUCAACUAAAUAGGUCUUCUGAGGGUCGGAGGGUGGUGUCUCCAACCCGUGGAUCACGCAUAUUUGGGGGAGCAACAUCAUCAACAUCAUCAUCCAAUAGACUAAGGACUGCGACCACAGCUCAAGUUAUUCUGACACCGCUUCAAAGAUGGAGACAAGAUAAGGCACAGGCACAUCAGCAGCAGGAUGAUGACGAGGAGGAUGCUCGUAUUGCUCCCCCACGACUACUGAGUUCUCGUUUGCCACCUGUUGGUGCUGGUACGGCUGGUGCUGGUAGUGUCUUAGCAGAGGAGUCUGAUUUAUCUGGAGAUAUGGAACCACCAGAAUUGAAUACCAUUGAAUUCAAACAACAAAAGUCUGGACCCAACGAGAAAGACAAUGUCUUUCUAGAAACAAGUGGAGGCUCGUCUACUUUGUUCCAUUCCGUAAUGCAUUCUGAGAACAGCACUCACCAUACACAUAAUAAGUCGGAUCAUGAUUCUGAUAAUGAUCAACCAUCUGGUUCAAUGUUUGAUGAAAUCCUUCAGAACAUGUCACAAGCAUCGGCCCAAGCCAACGAAUCUCAAUCAGAUUCUACCGAUACGAGUGAGUUAGGAUCCUUCUUGAAAACAAGGUUGAAAAGCCUUCGUGAUGACUAA
Messenger RNA from Lizanozyma spartinae, 1467 nucleotides. RefSeq names its product Ask1p (gene ASK1). Bases 1 to 1467 code for a protein of 488 amino acids. Lineage: Eukaryota; Fungi; Ascomycota; Pichiomycetes; Serinales; Debaryomycetaceae. Gene Ontology annotation, biological process: attachment of spindle microtubules to kinetochore. The transcript has a single exon. The record is from RefSeq and is a predicted model, not a curated record. Gene Ontology annotation, cellular component: DASH complex; mitotic spindle; mitotic spindle pole body.